This is a messenger RNA of Blastomyces gilchristii SLH14081, 3076 nucleotides long. Its product is annotated as IZH family channel protein. Gene Ontology annotation, molecular function: signaling receptor activity. The transcript is spliced from 2 exons. Gene Ontology annotation, cellular component: membrane. The coding region runs from base 599 to 2101 and encodes 500 amino acids. NCBI's taxonomy places the organism in Eukaryota, Fungi, Ascomycota, Eurotiomycetes, Onygenales, Ajellomycetaceae. The record is from RefSeq and is a predicted model, not a curated record.
UAGACCGCCACAGCUUACGCUGGAAACGUGUACGCAAGUACGGAGUACAGAGCUAAAUAAAACAAGGAUUCGGUUACAACUGCCCCAGGGCGCUUCGCUAGUUGCUCGGCCGGCGGAGGCGAUUAGCGCCCCAGACUAGACUGCUUGCUGUCUUCUCGCUCCACUCCUCCCCCCCAACCUCUGAUCCUCAUUCCUCAUCCCUCUAUCAUUCUUCUUCGUUUCCUUUGGUCCUUGCUUCGUUUUCUCUCUCUCUUUUUCCUCCCAGCUCGCCCCUAUAUAACCCCUCUCCGCUCCUUCAAUUGCCCCGUUAUUAUUAUUCCCGCUUCCUCAGCUCGCAGCAUCCCACGCGCACUCUCUCCCUCUAUUAAUUUCUCCUAUCCGUCUAUCCUUCAUUGUUGGAAACUUUUAUUCUUAUCCUUACUUAAUAUGAGACCGUAAUUCCCACUCGUCUCGGCCUCGUCUUCUUCUUACUCGCCGAGGUUAACCUCGAUAUACCAGAGAACCCACUACCUAGAGGGAGUUCUCAACGCAAUAUACACCUCGAGUUUCGCCAACCUGCCCGCCUCUUGGGCUUCAUCCCCGUCAAUCAAGGGUGACCAUGGCUUGUACAGCCCCUUCCGUGACCAUGGAGUCCCACGCAGACCCUGACCUAGCUUCCAAUGCUUCCGGUUUCGCUACCCAGGACGAACGUGCCAGUUUACUGCGUAACAGACGGAGAAGGCACUCUUUUCAUACCAACAGACGACUAUCCUGCGACUAUGAUGCGGAUGCUAUAUUCUUGCGAGUCGAAUUAUUCCUCACAGAAAUGGAGCGACGGUUACAAUGGCUGGAGGAAUAUCGGCAAUCACACAUAACACAUAUCGACGCAAGGCUAAAACGAGGAUAUGCCGCCCUGGUUUCCGUGCGGGAUUCCUGCUCCCAUGCCUCCGGGGAGCUGAUGGGAAGCGGCAAGCGACGAGCCAAAAUCCUGGUGGAAACGCUGGAGGAUCGUUAUAAAGAGGCUCUCGCAACAAAGGAAACUCUCGAACAAAAAGCCCAGGCCAGCAUGCGUUUGAUGGAGAAUUUCCUCGGCGAGCUCGAGGUCAGUGCGCAGGCCGUGCGCGAUCGGGGUCUAUAUGGAACGUUGGACGAUGGAUGGCGCGCCGUGGAACCGGGCCUAACGCACGCCCGCGAAGUCAUGGAUGAGAGCGUCGAGCGUGCACGGGAAGCCCUGCAAAAGAACAUCGAACGUGCGAUCCAUCUAGCCAAUGAAAGGCGGCUAAUCCAGUACUCCGACCUGCCGCACCCUUGGAGGGUCAACCCAUACAUUCUGCAGGGUUACCGUUUCACAACUUCCAAGAUCGAAUGUGUAACGUCCGUCUUUACAUUCUCCAACGAACUCUUCAACAUCUGGUCGCACUUCAUUGGCCUACUCGUCGUCCUGGCCGUGGCAUUCUACUUCUACCCCGCAAAUCCGAACUUCACACUCAGCACCAAAACCGACAUCACAGUCGCUGCCAUCUUCUUCGUUGCCGCCUGCAAGUGCCUUGUCUGCAGUACCCUAUGGCACACAAUGAACAGCAUCGCGUCACAGCCGCUCAUGGAACGCUUCGCCUGCGUCGAUUAUACCGGGAUAUCCCUGCUCGUCGCCGCCUCAAUCGUCACGACGGAAUACACUGCCUUCUACUGCGAACCAGUCUCCCGAUGGAUCUACAUCGUCACGACGUCUAGCCUAGGCGUCGCCGGCGUCAUUCUCCCCUGGCACCCUACUUUCAACCGCGCGGACAUGGCAUGGGCGCGCGUUUCCUUCUACGUAACCCUGGCAGCUACAGGCUUCGCACCCAUGGCCCAACUAAGCCUGACAAGGAGCUUGGGCUGGUCUCUAUACUUCUACGCACCUCUACUAAAAAGCCUGGCCGUCUACCUGCUGGGAGCGAUGAUAUAUGCGUUACAGAUCCCUGAGCGCUGGCUCCCUGGCUUCUUCGACUACAUCGGCGGCAGCCAUAAUAUCUGGCACGUCGCUGUGCUUGGGGGAAUCCUGUUCCACUAUACCGCCAUGCAGGAUCUUUUCACGGGGGCUUUCGUCCGCGCGGAGGGUGAAUGUCCGUCUCUAACGAUGUAGAUAAGACGUUUAGGUUUUUUUCUUGGCUCCUCGUGCGCUCCUCUAUCCAGCCUAUCUAUCUUUGCCGGUUCAGGUGAUCGGAAAUAAUUGCAUUGAGCCAACUUAGAAGACCCCGCGAAGGGGGCCAGCUGACAUCCUCAAUUCCCCAGCCUCUCCCAGGGAGACACCUGCACCCGGACGAUACACAUGUGCACCUCUUCACGCAACAACGUUCCGAGCAUCCUUUCGAGCUAGCCGGGUGGUAGCGCACGUCAACCGGGGUGGGUUGCUCACAAAUAGACCACAACGCAAAACCAACCCCAACGCUGCCCCCAUUUACCUCCCUGCCUUUCCACUUCUCUAUCGUUUCCUUUUUUUUUCUACACGCGUUUGCACCAAUGGGGAGAUGAAAUAGCAUGGGGAACAAAGGGGAACAAAAAGUAAAGGAAAACAAAGGAAUAAUCAUACAACAAACGCUCCGUUCGAACCAGAUGAACUUGUCGACUCCUGUCGUUGCUCGGUUACAUGAGACACCCCCUUGCGGGGUAAAAAAGGGAAGGGGAGGGGGAAUAGCCAUUUUAAUAAUAAUGAUUUAAUCCUGUGCGUGGCAUGGCUGAGGGGUGUUGGGCUAUUUCAUAUUUUUUUUGUUCGUUUCUUGUGUUCUUUCGUUGCGAGGGAUAGAAGAAAGGGUAUAGAAAAGAAAAAGAUGAUGUGGGUGGAUGUGCAUGUACUUCCCCCCGUGUUUAGGUUUAACCGCCUGGGGGUUUAAAGAAAGACAGCUACGGACUGUACCUAGAGUACCUACCUAGGGAGGUAGGUAUGUAUAUAUAUAUAUAUAUGUGUUUGUGUGUGUGUGUGUGUGUGUUUAGCUCUUCUUUUGCUUCCACUGUUGUCUGUUGUAAAUAGCAGAAUAGCAGAGGGGGGUUUUGGUAUAUAUAUUUACGAAAUGUUCGUGUAUAUAGAAAAAAAUAAAAAUAAAAAUCUAUUAAAAUAACA